AUGUCUUAUACUCAACUACCAUACUCUAAUUUUAUUCCGAGACUUGACUUUAGUAGAAAUCAAGAGAUAGUUCAGUACAUCUAACAUUGACAACAAAUGUCAGAACUUAGAACUAUUCUAAUCAAAUAGAGUGCACGUGCGUUGAGUGAAUGACUAAAUCGUAUAAACUAGAGUUAGAACUUGGAACUAUUCCAACUUCCCCCCUAACUGAUUCAGCCUUGCAAAUAUCAGCAGCCCAACUUCUUCAUCAAGGUGUUUUGACCAAAUUCCGUGUCCUACAAACAAUCUGCCAACUGCCAAUAAUUUAUCUCCUUCGUCAUGGAAAUUUGUACUUUUAAUUCAUUUUUACACCCGGGCAUCCCCUUUCUUACGCCUCACUCCUGAAAAUCUCUCUCACUCUCUCUCUCUCGCUCUCUGAGCGGAGGCGCCGUACUUGCAAGUGCAUUACUCAAGGUACUGUGACUCUCUUCAACUUAUCUGAUCUGGUCUUUGGGUGUGUUAUUUCAUGGAAUCCAUGGCCACGGAAGAUGUCACACUCGAAUUCUCUUCAGUGCCUGUGAAGGUAAGAAAUGAAGCAGACAAGACCUCAAUGGUUCAGAAUUCGAAACUAGACGAAUCCAUGAAGAGACAAAUAAUAUUUCAGACCAAAGAGGAGAUACGAGAAAUGCACCGAACCUGCUACCGAAUUCCUCUUGCUAUAGAAGAAAAACUGGAUGAAAUAGAUCUGUUAAGGUGCCAGUGGCGAGAUUUAGCUGAUGAAGACGAGAGAUAUAAGGAGUUUAUUGAUGGGAAGAAAAACAAAAUAGUACGUCAGGCUCUGCGGCAACAUAGAGAUGGAUUUGAAUUUGGUACAUUUCAAAAGAAAAGUGACGAUUUAUGCUCAUCGGAAAAAGAACUUAAUUCUCGUAUGUGCAACUUGUAUUAUCGGACACGAUGUGGGAGGAACAAAUGCGCUGAAGAGAAAAAGCUUUGCGCGGAAAUUAAACAGCUUGAAGACACCAGGGAGAAAGUUAUCUAUAAAGAUAAGAUAUAUGAAGAGUGUUGUAAUUUUCAGACGGAGGUUACAUGGCCAAAGUUUGAGCGCCCUGCGAAAACAUUUCGAAACAAGAUUAAUCUUGAAGAUAUGGACUUGAACAAAUUGAAAAGGGCAAGGCAAGUAUACGGAGCAAGGCUCAAGUAUCUUCGGGAAAAAGUAAAAUCGUUGAAUAACGAGAUUAGAGUAUUGCAAGCUACUUUAAUAACAACAACCAAGAAAAGCAAAGCUGCUGAAAAAAGGUUGCACCAACUGCAAAAGGAACAAAAUACUGAUCGAACGAACUGGAAGGACUGCAUAAAGAAGAGGUAUAAGGGUGAUUGGAUACCAAAUGCAGAUGCAUAUUUGCUUCAUGAGAUAGGACACGUCAGCAGUUGAAGAUAUAAGAAGAAACACUUUGCUUUAUGAAAAGUUCGACUUUUUCUUUUAUUUCUGAAAAUCAUUCUAAAAUUAUGUACCCAAACUAAUUUUUGACUCCUUUUAUUUUCAGAAGUCAAAAAACAACUCCUUAAAUGGUAUUCAGACAUGUCACCAUCAAUUCUAUAAGAAGUUAAUCUAAUUUAAGAAAAGUUAAUUUAAGAGAUCACUUCUAUAAGGAGUGGGGAUGUUGCACCAAGCUUUGUUAGUUUGUUUUUGAGUAGGAGGUCUGUCCUGAGCCUUGGCAUGUCUGGCGUUUUGGGAGUGUCUUUAUUUUUAUGGAGUUCUCUUUGUAGUUGAGAUGGAUAGAGUCCAUAUUUCAUGUACUUUUGUCCCUUCUUUCUAUGAAAAUUUUAA
Papaver somniferum (opium poppy) is the source of this 1807-nucleotide messenger RNA. RefSeq lists its product as uncharacterized. Bases 506 to 1411 code for a protein of 301 amino acids. The transcript has 4 exons. The record is from RefSeq and is a predicted model, not a curated record. Lineage: Eukaryota; Viridiplantae; Streptophyta; Magnoliopsida; Ranunculales; Papaveraceae.